This is a messenger RNA of Penicillium pulvis, 2673 nucleotides long. RefSeq names its product putative protein kinase. Gene Ontology annotation, molecular function: RNA polymerase II CTD heptapeptide repeat kinase activity; ATP binding; cyclin binding. The coding region runs from base 1 to 2673 and encodes 890 amino acids. Gene Ontology annotation, cellular component: nucleus; cyclin/CDK positive transcription elongation factor complex. The transcript has 4 exons. Gene Ontology annotation, biological process: transcription elongation by RNA polymerase II; positive regulation of transcription elongation by RNA polymerase II; protein phosphorylation. The record is from RefSeq and is a predicted model, not a curated record. NCBI's taxonomy places the organism in Eukaryota, Fungi, Ascomycota, Eurotiomycetes, Eurotiales, Aspergillaceae.
AUGGUCCAUUCCCCCCCCGCCGCUCUUCAUUUGCCAAAUCUGGAGACCGGCGCGACCGCAGCCCCUCUUAUAAGAACAGAGGAGGGCGAUUUCCAGGGCGUGGUGGCCCUAGAAGAAGAUCUCCUCGUCGGGGCCGGGGCGACCGCCGUGGAAAAGAUCGCCGCCGCUCCGAUAUUCCACGGUUGGAUCGGGACCGAUCUAGGUCACCUGUGCGCGGCCGAGGAUACCAUCCAUCACCAGACCGUCGCUCUCCGCCGCCGAGUGGCGACGGUCAUAGCGACAGAGGUUCUCGCUACCUAUCCCGCUCAGUAUCUCGACAUUCUGCUGGCUCAAGGAGAUCUACACAUCAUCAACAUGUACCAGGUGACGAGCCAGCGUGGCGCUCCUCCAAUGCAUGAGAUGCGGCAAUCAGAUGUGCCCAAUAAACCACGCCGUCGGUCUCGGCCACAUCUUGAGCCUCAGCAAUAUUCAACCUCGCCGCAGUUCACGUCAGCUAGUUCAUAUCAUGGAUCUCCCCCGCCAGUUUCUCCACACUCUGGAGGACGAGCUGGUUGGAACAAUCAACCUUCUUAUACCGCCCCUAGACCCUCUUCACCUUACCGAACAGAUAAUUACCACCCUCAAAAUGCUCCCUCUGGACAGUCCCAUCACAUGCAUCAAUCAUUCGAUGGUCCACCAAACAACCAUUCUCAGCCCUAUGGUGGUUCGUCAUAUCGUGGAGGUCAUUCUGGCUACCGCGGAAACCAUGCAAACCAGGGCCCAGAUCGCCGAUUUUCUGGUCCUGGCUCUCACCAGUACAACAAUGGGCCAGCUCACCGUGGCGGCAGAGGCAAUUUCAAUAACUUCCAAUGGACCUCACGUGGUCGUGGUGGGCGUCAGAGCCCCCGGCCACUGCAUUCUCAUGCCCCCCAGACGCCUCCUCGCCCAUCCUCGGUCAAUGAUCCUCAAUCACCGCGCGCACCGGACAAUGAGCACAACCAUCGUUCCACAAGUAACAGAGAUGUUCAAGGAGAUGAUUUCCGGGAUCCACCGGUGCCAGAGAGUGGAGAUGGUCCGGUGGACGGACGAAACAUGCCACUACCAAUUCGUGAUCAAGAGGCUUCAACUCCGGCAGACAAGGGCGGAAAGUUCAGUUUCGCUUUCAAGGCGAAGACUACUCCUACUACGGCUCCGAAACCGGUGCCAGAUCUGGCACAGCGAAUGCAAGUCCGUGAGGCGCCGCCUCGUGCUCCUGCUGCCGAUGCACCAUCCCCUCGUAAUCGCUUGACCAACGGACCUCUACCGAAAUUCAAGCCAGAACCCCGGGCCGAUCGCCGUGAACGGGAUCGUGGACGAGAUCGGGACCGCAGGAAUACUCGCGACUCACGAGAUUUCCGAGAUCCAAGGGAGCAUCGAGACGACCGCCGAUUUGAUCAGCGUCGGGACCGACGACGGGGCGACCGCCGCACUGAUUUCCGACCAGAUCGCCGCCGAGAUGUGUCACCUGAGCCUCCAAGAGAGCCGCUCAAGCGAAUGGUGACGCUGACUCGGUAUAAGGAACGCCCAACCUUACCAGCGCACUACGCCACUGUUGACUCGGUGUACUACCGGAAGCCAGGCAACGAAUCUGUGAUCGGUGCAGGUACAUACGGCAAAGUCUUCAAAGGAAUCCAUGUGUUUACCAAGCGUGAAGUUGCUUUGAAGAAGAUUCGAAUGGAAGGCGAAAAAGAUGGGUUUCCCGUCACAGCUGUGCGAGAAAUCAAGCUUCUUCAGCACCUUCGAAGUCACAAUGUGGUCAGUCUUUUGGAAGUCAUGGUUGAGAAGAACGAGUGCUUCAUGGUCUUCGAAUACCUUUCGCAUGACUUGACUGGUCUCAUCAAUCACCCUGAAUUCUCACUCAACCUAGCGCACAAGAAGGAUUUGGCCAAGCAAAUGUUUGCAGGGUUGAACUUUCUCCACCACCGCGGUGUCUUACAUCGAGAUAUCAAGGCUGCCAACAUCCUGAUCAGUAAUACCGGCUUGUUGAAGUUUGCCGACUUUGGCCUGGCCCGCUUCUUUUCGAAGAGCCACAAGAUGGAUUAUACCAACCGCGUGAUUACGAUCUGGUACCGGCCACCCGAGCUUCUUCUGGGUGAGACACGGUACGGCCCUGCUGUUGAUGUGUGGAGUGCUGCAUGUGUUUGCAUGGAGAUGUUUACGAAGAAGGCCGUUUUCCCUGGCGACGGGGGUGAAAUCAGCCAACUUGACAAGAUCUACAACUGUUUAGGUACUCCAACUCGGGCUGAGUGGGCAGACUUCGUGGAAAUGCCGUGGUUCCAAAUGAUGCGCCCACAGGAACGUAAGAAGCGGAUGUUCGAAGACAUGUAUCGAGAGACAUUGACUCCUGCCGCGAUGGAUUUGAUCUCGUCUGUAUUCCAGUACGACCCUGCCAAGCGGCCUACCGCCGAACAAGUAUUGCAACACCCCUACUUCCUGACCGAGGAACCAGCUCCUCAGCAGGCCACUGAGCUGGAGUUUAUGGAAGGGGAUUGGCACGAGUUCGAAUCCAAGGCGCUUCGCAAGGAAGCUCGUCGCGUUGAGGCUCAAGCGCAAACCCAGAAAGAUCGGGAGAAGCGCAAGGCAGAGGCCUCUAGUGAUCGUGACUCCAAGAGAGCGCGGGCGGCAUCUCCUGACGAAGCGGGACCCCCCAGAUGA